CCCGGGUACGGUAUCAGUUUCCCGCCGAGUGUCAUCACGCGCACGUUAGUGAGAAGCAGGAGUGACGUUACUACAGCCAUGCUGCAGUCCAAGUUUGUUCUGUAUAUCAAAUUUAACGGCUGCCUUAUAGUGCUGCUGGUGGGGUUCUUUGUAGUCGUAAGCGCACACCGAUGGCUCAUGCAAAUGCAGAACUGGAGCGCGUAUCCUUUCGUUGCGGGGCUUGAACUGCGCAAUCAUCCCGUCGUCGAUGGAGUGUUUCAGAUUGUGUGGAUUACGGCGGUAGCUUCGCUCUAUCAGGCACUCUGGUUGGAAGUGGAACUGUUGCUGUACCCGAUCGGGUUCAUGCUCGGGCUGGAAGUGCUGCUAGUUGCCGCCGGGGACGUGAUCAAGCGCUGGAACGAUGAGGCGGAGGAAUGUUUCCUGCGCAGGGGUCAAGAUGGGGUCGUGUGGAUCGCACUAUUAGCGUACUUUUACUACACGCUGUACAUCUUGAAGCAGCUGUUUCGAACGAAGAAUCGCAAAUCAUCUGUCCCACCUGGAGCUACCGGUUACCCAUUAGUCAGCGUACAGUAAGAUGGAAAGAAACAGCGCGAGGGAGUUCCUUUACUGUACAGCGUAGUCGACACCUAGCCGUAUCUAGUCGUAAUGGCAAAUUCGUGUAAGUUGCGAACGAUCUUUAUCGCAGAUAUUCUUGUGCAGGGUGCACCUUUCGGGCGAGACCUUGAGCUGGAGAGUGGUUUCAGUUUACACAGGGAAGUCACCAUAGUAGUGAUCGUUCACCUUCCAGAAUGGACCCCAAAUUCGUGUAUUUUAUCAAGUUAAACAGCUACAUUGUAGUGAUCAUGAUAGUGAUACACGUACGGGACGUUGUGCAGAGGCAGAGUGGCCACCAAUACCCUUUAGCCGAAUGUAAGAUCUUUCCGGAUAUACGCCUAACAACACGCAACUGACCCGACGUUUUCUGUUCAGGGCUCGAAGUGCGUAAUCAUCCGCUCGUAGAGGAUGUGUUUAACAGAUAUUGGAAGUUUGCCGAAUUUACUCAUCUGUUGGGGGUCCUGUUGGUACGUAGGUAGUGUACGAAUUUCAGAACCAUUGCGCUGAGUUCUGUGUCGUAUACAUUUCUCAUGCUUUGGAUUACGAUCGACAGGAAAUUGACCAUUUUCUUAUCCCGAUCGGGUUUAUAUUUGGCCUGGAAGUGCUCACUGUUGCUGCUGGAGACGUGAUCUGGAACGAUAUAGGGGAGAAUUAUAAAUUCCUCCUAGCUCUAAUCAUUUGGUUCGGUAAGGCCCAUAGACACACGUUAUCUGAUGUUUGCUGCGUGCGAUCUUAACGCGGUAUUUGUUCCAUGUUCCUUCCAACUGUCACUAUGUAAAAGUGUACUUCUACUACAUAAUGUACAUCCUAAGGAAGUUGUUCCGAGCAAGGAAUUGCAACGUUUCCGGGUCAGAAUCACCUGCAAACGCCAUCAGACGCAUUAUGAAGGAGUUAACUCAAAACUCGAAAGAUCGUACCGCUUCCCGGGAUCCGGAAUCAGAUGCUGGCAACCCAUUGGUCAAGGUGUAAGUGCUGUCUUUCCUGUUGUGUACAAAAAAUACUUAAGGUUUUGAGCUUGAAAUGGUAGCUCUCGAGCGAGCGGCUUGCGUGAGUCACUGAGAGGGAAGGUCACAUAUCGCUCCCCAAACCAAUGUUUGUUUGAUGUACGUACGACAUUUCGUAGUUAUCGCAUAAAAGCAUCAAACAUUGAAAACGCACCAAAACUGACGCCGGCGCACUACCCAUUGAUGAGACAUUGACGAUUUGAAAGAACUGUUGUUGUGAUUGUGGCGUUGGUCGUUACCUUUAUCUUGCAGUUGACUAUUUGAAGCACACAGAGCAGUUGUUGCCCGUCAUGUGUACAGACGCGUGUGAUUGACUUGAGUGUGUCAAGGCAUGUCAAAUUCAAGUCACAGCUCCCGAAUAGUCUUAGGUAAGGGUCCGUUGAAGUUAUGUUUCGCCAAACAGCUGGCAUUUGGUUCCUACUUAAGUGUGUAGAGAGGACUGAAUUUAUCGAAUAAAAGACGUCAUAUUGUUUUCUAA
Molecule: messenger RNA, 2076 nt
Organism: Anopheles coluzzii
Lineage: Eukaryota; Metazoa; Arthropoda; Insecta; Diptera; Culicidae
Exons: 4
Coding region: 79-573 (164 amino acids)
Source: RefSeq, a predicted model, not a curated record